GACCACCGGCCCAACAUGCGGAGUUUGUUUAUAACGUGUGGAACGCGACAAUGUGGAGUCAUCUCACGUCGCUUCUCUUUCUCAAACCCUGCGGCAGAUCGUUUCACCCUGUCACUGUAUCAGGAGCCCGUCUACGUUAGAUUUGGACUGGAAUAACUAAUCUUCAGAAAUCACUUUCAAGAAAUAAAGAGUCUGAGAACAUCUAGCCAAGUACUUCACUACAGAGUCUAUGUACUUCACUCUCUACUGUAGAGAGCAUCUAACCAGAGCACCAUUAGAAACUGCUGAGACGAUCCACUGGGUGCUGUACCAGAGACGACCACCGGUACUUAAAAAAAAAAUGAUAACGACGAGGGCCCUGGGGCCACGGGGGGCCUGUGUUCUGCUGGGUGUGUUCCUCCAACUGCUGUUGUUGCUACCAGACACCACCUCUAUGGACUCCACCGCUGCAACCUGGAACCAGAGCGGACCCCGACUAAAGCUCUCACACACAGACUUGCGUUUGAUGAACAGUUCCAGUGUCUUCUGGGACAGAGGAGUGAGUGGAGGUUACCAGUCCCUGCUGCUGGAUGAGGACCGUGGCUGGCUCCUGGUAGGGGGUAGAGACCACAUCUACCUUCUCCACUCGGACAGCCUGGCUCUUCCUACACGCACGAUUUACUGGCCAGCUGCGGAGGAACACGUCGAACACUGCAGAUUGGCAGGGAAGAACCUGUCGACUGACUGCGCCAACUACGUGCGUCUCCUCCAGCCCUUCAAUAAGACCCAUGUGUAUGUCUGUGGCACCGGGGCCUACCACCCACAAUGCACCUACAUAGACCUGGGACACAGCACUGAGUAUGUCUGUGGCACCGGGGCCUACCACCCACAAUGCACCUACAUAGACCUGGGACACAGCACUGAGGAGCCGUUGUUCCGUCUGCAGAGCCAUGCUGUGGAGUCUGGCCGAGGGAAAUGUCCCUUUAGUCCACGCGAACCCUUCACCGCCAGGCUCACCGAUGGAGAUUUGUACGCGGGGACGUCGGUGGAUUUUAUGGGUUCCAACGCAGCUAUAUUCCGUACCUCUGUGCACAGCAGCAACCAGCACUAUAUACGCACUGAGGCCUACCAGGACCACUGGCUCAAUGAGCCAGAGUUUGUGGGUUCCUUCUCCAUUCCAGACACACAAAGUGUGGACGAUGACAAGGUUUACUUCUUCUUGAAGGAGACAGCUGUAGAGUCCAGCCAGUGGGACAAGAGGGUUUACAGUAGAGUGGCACGCAUCUGCAAGAAUGACGUAGGAGGGAAGAGGAGUCUGAUCAACCGUUGGAGUACCUUCCUCAAGGCCCGUCUGGUGUGUUCUGUACCAGGACCUGGGGGACUGGACACACAGUUUGAUGAGCUCGAGGAUAUCUUCAUUCUGGAGACCAAAGACGACCAGAACCCUGUCAUCUACGGAGUUUUCUCAACCUCCAGUUCUGUCUUCAGAGGGUCAGCAGUGUGUGUCUACUCCAUGGCCUCUAUCAGGGCAGCCUUCAACGGUCCGUUCGCCCACAAGGAAGGGCCUGACUACCGCUGGGUGGAGUACAAGGGGAGGAUCCCAUAUCCACGACCUGGCACUUGUCCCAGCGAAACGUAUGACCCCCUGCACAAGUCUACUCGUGACUUCCCUGAUGACGUAGUGAGCUUCAUGAGGGGUCACCAGCUGAUGUGGGAACCCAUCCUUCCCAUCACCCGCCGGCCCGUCUUCACCCGCGUCAAUGUGCCCUACACCCUACGAAGGGUAGUAGUGGACAGGGUGGAUGCUGAGGAUGGGCAGUAUGACGUCCUACACCUGGGCACAGAUGAUGGCAAGGUGCUGAAAGUGGUGUCUGUCCCCAAAGACAACUGGGAGACUGAGGAGAUCAUUCUGGAGGAGCUGAUCGUAUUUCAGACUCAGGCCCCCAUCCUUAACAUGGAGCUGUCUACCAAAAGGCAACAGGUGUACGUGAGCAGUGAUGAGGGAGUGGUCCAGUUACCAUUGCAGAGGUGUGAGCUGUAUGGUAGAGACUGUGCUGACUGCUGUCUGGCCAGAGACCCUUACUGUGCCUGGGACGGCAACACAUGCAACCGAUACUUCCCCAGCAACAAGAGGCGAGCCCGGCGCCAGGAUGUGAAACACGGGGAUCCGAUGAGCCAGUGUUACGACGCAGAAGACGGUUCUGAGUCGGUGGAGGUGAAGACGGUAUACGGAGUGGAGAGUAACUCAACCUUCCUAGAGUGUGUACCCAGGUCCCAGCUAGCUACAGUCAAGUGGACAGUACAGCCACCACAGGUUCACACCAGCAGAGAGAUGCUCCAGAGCGAGGAUCGUAUGGUGCACAUGAAGCGAGGUCUCCUGGUGCAGCGGCUGGAGCCAGGGGACGCUGGCCUCUACACCUGUACCACCCUGGAGCACUCCUUCUCCCAGGUUCUGGCCCGCUACAACCUCCAGGUCAUACCCCAGCAGAGCAUGACAGCAUCCCAGGCCAAGGCAGCUGAUCCUGGGGCUGGGGGAGCAGGACUGAGGUGGAGUCAUGGAGGUCCUGGGAGCCACACCCAGAGCCACGCCCAGCUCUUCAGGAAUUAUAAGGACCUGCACAUGAUGGGCGCAGCUAGUAUGAGCAUGGACGAGUACUGUGAGCAGAUGUGGCACCGGGAGAAGAAGAGGCAGCAGAAGCUGCGUCAGCUCAAGUGGAAACAGACCCAGGUGGACAGCCGCAAGGCCCGAGUGAGACGGCACGAGUCCACCGAGGACAUCACAAUACAAUGACCUACGGACGGGGAUGGGACAGAAAUGUCACCCUAGUUCCUAUAGAGUGCACUGCUUGGGACCAGGGUCCAUAAGCCUAAAGUAGUGCACUUUAAAGGGGAUAGGGGGCUGAUGUAGAUGUAGCUCUGGAGACGAAGGGAAUGUAUACAACAAGACCUCAGUGGUGGCGUUGCACAUGAGCAGACCCUUUGCUUUGAACAGAUAUGCUUAAUAUUAUUAUCAGUCAGUCAACCUUUUUGUCCAUAAAAGUAUCAUUUUGAUAUAGCUGUUCUGGAUGUAUAUUCCUCCUGUAUUCUGUAUUCUGUGUAGACAGGAUCGUUAUCAUUAUGUUUGUACCCGGACCGACCCGUUAAAGUCUAUUAUUGCUCUCUGGACUGGUAGGUUUGUUUUCUGAAUAAAAAGCAGGCCGGACCGUUCUCCGUCACACAUGUCGAGAGGAAAAACACUGUCCCAGACCUACAACCACAGUUGUCCCAGACCUACAACCACAGUUGUCCCAGAACUACAACCACAGUUGUCCCAGACCUACAACCACAGUUGUCCCAGACCUACAACCACAGUUGUCCCAGAACUACAACCACAGUUGUCCCAGACCUACAACCACAGUUGUCCCAGAACUACAACCACAGUUGUCCCAGACCUACAACCACAGGUCUCCAAGAACUACAACCACAGGUCUCCAAGAACUACAACCACAGGUCUCCAAGAACUACAACCACAGGUCUCCAAGAACUACAACCACAGUUGUCCCAGAACUACACCCACAGGUCUCCAAGAACUACAACCACAGUUGUCCCAGAACUACACCCACAGGUCUCCAAGAACUACAACCACAGGUGUCCCAGAACUACAACCACAGGUCUCCAAGAACUACAACCACAGUUGUCCCAGAACUACAACCACAGGUCUCCAAGAACUACAACAACAGUUGUCCCGGAACUACAACCACAGUGGUGGUUGUACAGUCAGUGUGUUAGACAGAGCUGUGGACAGUGUGAUGUGGUUGGUCCCUUCCAUCUUCCUCAGUGUCCCAUUCUAUGUCUUCAGACCCCCUCAGCAAUACAUGUUAACAUAUUUGCACUUACCAUAUUGUCAUAACAGCAUUGAAAUAUGCUGUAUGUAGAGUAUGUAAUGCAAUGUACAGCAUAUACAUUGAAAAUGUAUUGUAGGGUUACUCACCUGCGUUAUGGACUGUAUCUACCUUGACUUAGUUUUUUCAAACACAAAACUAUUAUUUUUAUUAAGACAAAUCUUUCAAUGUAAAGCAUUUGGUAGA
Oncorhynchus masou masou (cherry salmon) is the source of this 4046-nucleotide messenger RNA. Its product is annotated as semaphorin-3D-like. The transcript has 20 exons. Gene Ontology annotation, cellular component: plasma membrane. Lineage: Eukaryota; Metazoa; Chordata; Actinopteri; Salmoniformes; Salmonidae. Gene Ontology annotation, biological process: positive regulation of cell migration; negative regulation of axon extension involved in axon guidance; negative chemotaxis. The record is from RefSeq and is a predicted model, not a curated record. Gene Ontology annotation, molecular function: chemorepellent activity; semaphorin receptor binding. The coding region runs from base 230 to 2770 and encodes 846 amino acids.